Molecule: messenger RNA, 486 nt
Organism: Lasiodiplodia theobromae
Lineage: Eukaryota; Fungi; Ascomycota; Dothideomycetes; Botryosphaeriales; Botryosphaeriaceae
Exons: 3
Coding region: 1-486 (161 amino acids)
Source: RefSeq, a predicted model, not a curated record
AUGUCAAGGGAGAACGCGGACAGAGAUGCCAAGCGCAAUGAAGUCGGCGAGCUCAUUCAAAAGACGACAGAGGUGAACAGAACCAUAGUCGAGCUUGAUGCACAGCUUGCGCAUGUAGCGGCUCAGCUGAAUGACAAGCGGACUCGCGGCAAAGACGAGCGAAUCAUAAUCAAGAAGUUCUUUGGAAAGGACGAAGGGUCAAUGUCGAUUGAGAACAAAGCCCUCGUGAAGCUCCGCGAAGAAGACGUGAAAGGCAUGCAGAAUGUGCUGAAGAAGUUCGAGGAGUCGAUGUACAACGAAAUCAAACAGAUCUAUUCGGAAACGGUUACUCCUGCUGAAGUUGCGGAGGAGAUUGAGCGGCACGUUGAUGAGAACAGCGAAAUCGGAGAAUACUGCCGCUGGCUGAAGGAAAACGUACCCAUUGACGAGAAGGAAAAGGACGAGAUGAAGCAGAAACUCAGGCAGCUCCUCAAGGGACCGGACUAA